Molecule: messenger RNA, 1359 nt
Organism: Gastrolobium bilobum
Lineage: Eukaryota; Viridiplantae; Streptophyta; Magnoliopsida; Fabales; Fabaceae
Exons: 3
Coding region: 1-1359 (452 amino acids)
Source: RefSeq, a predicted model, not a curated record
AUGUUUGAUUCAGGAGCUACCCACUCCUUCAUAUCAGGAUUUGUUGCUAAUGGGUUACAAUUGCCCAUUCAUGAGUUCACGCCUCCCAUGGUAGUGAAGACUGCCACCGGAGACAUUACUUCUACUUCUUUGAAGUGCAAAGAAGUCAGAUUUGUAUUUGAGAAAGAAGAGUACAUGGUGGAUUUGAUAGUGCUUGAGAGCAUGAAUCUACACAUUAUCCUGGGAAUGGAUUGGUUGGUCCAUUAUGGUGUGAUGCUUGAGUGUUGUAAUAGAAGGAUUUUCUUUUCAACAAAAGGAGAGACGUCGGAUAGUUUGUAUUUGACAGCACCGCAAUUAAAUAAGGCUCUAAAUAAGGGAGAUGCAGGAUACAUUAUUUUGGGAGGAUUAGUAGGAAACUCCAAGGAACCUACUGCGAAUAUUCCCGUAGUGUGUGAAUUUGAGGAUGUAUUUCCAGAAGAGAUUCCACAGUUUCCACCAGAAAAGGAGAUUGAAUUCUCCAUUGACCUAUUGCCUAGUGUGGGGCCCAUAUCUUUGGCUCCAUAUCGGAUGUCACCUGUAGAGCUAGUAGAGCUGAAGAAGCAGUUAGAAGAAUUAUCCUAUCAGUUUGUUGUGGUAAUUAUUGAUGAUAUUCUGAUUUAUGCAAAGAGCAAGGAAGAGCAUGUUGAGCAUUUGAAGAUAGUCUUACAGAUUCUGAGGGAGCAUCAGUUAUAUGCAAAACCAUCUAAGUGUAAAUUCUGGUUGCAUGAGAUUCUGUUUCUUGGUCACGUCAUUUCAUCUGCUGGAGUGGUUGUGGAUCCUAGUAAAAUUGAAGCUAUGCUGGACUGGGAGAGACCCGAGAGUGUUACUGAAAUCCGGAGUUUCCUGGGUUUAGCAGGAUACUACAGGCGAUUUAUUAAUGGAUUCUCCAGAAUCGCCUUGCCAUUAACUAGAUUGACCCGAAAUGGGGAGCAAAAGGUAGUAGCCUAUGCUUCUAGGCAGUUGAGACCCCAUGAAGAGAACUACCCUACUCAUGAUCUUGAAUUAGCGGCUGUGGUUUUUGCCUUGAAGAUAUGGCGACACUUCUUGUAUGGUGCUACGUUUACAGUUUAUAGUGACCACAAAAGCUUGAAGUACCUAUUCGAUCAAAAAGAGCUUAAUAUGAGGCAAAGAAGAUGGAUGAAAUUUCUGAAGGAUUAUGAGUUUGAUCUUCAGUACCACCCUGGAAAGGCGAAUGUAGUGGUUGAUGCUUUGAGCAGAAAGAUCACGGGUGUGGCUAGUAUGAUGAUUGUAGAGUAUGACUUGAUUGAGGUGUUCAGGGAUUUGAGAAUUUCUGUGACACCACUUGAGACUUCAUAUUUCAUGACUACAGUUGAAGUCUGA